GCUGGGUAGGGCGGGCUGAGGAGCCGGCGUGCGGCGCGGCGGGACCGGGCGUGCGGCCCAGCGAGUCGGUCGGUCCCGGGGUCACCCGCUACGGGGCGCAGGCCUCGCCACAGACUAAGAAAAAUGGCUUUGUCAGCCCAACAGAUACCCAGAUGGUUUAACUCGGUUAAGUUGAGGAGCGUCAUUAAUGCUGCACAACUCACAAAACGUUUUCCUAGACCAGCAAGAACAUUGUUACAUGGCUUUUCUGCUCAGCCUCAGAUAUCCUCCGACAAUUGCUUUCUCCAGUGGGGAUUUAAGACUUACAGGACUUCCUCCUUAUGGAAUAGUUCCCAGUCUACUAGCUCAAGUAGUCAAGAGAAUAAUUCUGCCCAAAGCAGUCUGCUUCCUUCCAUGAAUGAACAGUCACAGAAGACACAAAAUAUAUCCAGCUUUGAUUCUGAGCUGUUUCUAGAAGAACUGGAUGAAUUGCCUCCAUUGUCUCCAAUGCAGCCAAUUUCGGAGGAAGAGGCUAUUCAGAUUAUUGCAGACCCUCCAUUGCCACCAGCUUCAUUCACACUUCGAGACUAUGUGGAUCAUUCUGAGACUCUGCAGAAGUUGGUUCUUCUAGGCGUGGAUUUGUCCAAGAUAGAAAAACAUCCAGAAGCAGCAAACCUCCUUCUGAGACUGGAUUUUGAAAAAGACAUCAAGCAAAUGCUUCUGUUUCUUAAAGAUGUGGGUAUAGAGGAUAACCAACUGGGAGCAUUCCUGACAAAAAAUCAUGCAAUUUUCUCUGAAGACCUUGAAAAUCUGAAGACCAGGGUGGCUUAUCUGCAUUCAAAAAAUUUCAGUAAAGCAGAUGUUGCACAGAUGGUCAGAAAAGCACCAUUUUUGCUGAACUUUUCAGUGGAAAGACUGGAUAACAGAUUGGGAUUUUUUCAGAAAGAACUUGAACUUAGUGUGAAGAAGACUAGAGAUCUGGUAGUUCGUCUCCCAAGGCUGCUAACCGGAAGUCUGGAACCCGUGAAAGAAAAUAUGAAGGUUUAUCGUCUUGAACUUGGUUUUAAACAUAAUGAAAUUCAACAUAUGAUCACCAGAAUCCCAAAGAUGUUAACUGCAAAUAAAAUGAAACUUACUGAGACGUUUGAUUUUGUGCACAAUGUGAUGAGCAUUCCCCACCACAUCAUUGUCAAGUUCCCACAGGUAUUUAAUACAAGGCUGUUUAAGGUCAAAGAAAGACACUUGUUUCUUACCUAUUUAGGAAGAGCACAGUAUGAUCCAGCAAAACCUAACUACAUCUCUUUGGACAAACUAGUAUCUAUUCCUGAUGAAAUAUUUUGUGAAGAGAUUGCCAAAGCAUCAGUACAAGACUUUGAAAAAUUCUUAAAAACGCUUUAGAUUUUUAUGUAUGUUAAAAUGCAGUAUUGUAAAGUGAAUAUAUAUAUGAAUAAAUGAAUAUAUUUUUAAAUGC
This is a messenger RNA of Nomascus leucogenys (northern white-cheeked gibbon), 1450 nucleotides long. RefSeq names its product mitochondrial transcription termination factor 3 (gene MTERF3). Gene Ontology annotation, cellular component: mitochondrion. Gene Ontology annotation, molecular function: double-stranded DNA binding. NCBI's taxonomy places the organism in Eukaryota, Metazoa, Chordata, Mammalia, Primates, Hylobatidae. Gene Ontology annotation, biological process: regulation of DNA-templated transcription; mitochondrial ribosome assembly. The record is from RefSeq and is a predicted model, not a curated record.